Entamoeba dispar SAW760 is the source of this 1143-nucleotide messenger RNA. RefSeq names its product DNA mismatch repair protein mutS, putative. The record is from RefSeq and is a predicted model, not a curated record. Gene Ontology annotation, cellular component: nucleus; MutSalpha complex. The transcript has 2 exons. Lineage: Eukaryota; Evosea; Mastigamoebida; Endamoebidae. Gene Ontology annotation, molecular function: ATP binding; ATP-dependent DNA damage sensor activity; mismatched DNA binding. Gene Ontology annotation, biological process: mismatch repair; mitotic recombination. The coding region runs from base 1 to 1143 and encodes 380 amino acids.
AUGGAGGAAGUUACAAUAGACAAUGGAAUGAUAAUUGAAGAAGAAGCUAUUGAAGGACUUCACUUGUUUGGAGAUAAAAAAGAAAUGACACUAUUUAAACAUUUAAAUAGAACACAUACAAAGAUAGGAGAAAAGAUGAUAAAAGAAUGGAUUAGACAACCAUUAAUAGAUAAGGAUAAGAUAAAUAAACGACUAGAAUUAGUAGAAGGGUUUUAUGAGAACUCAGAGAUUCGAUUAAAAAUCAAAAAUGAAGAAUUAGCAAUAAUGCCAGAUUUAGAGAAGUUAAUAAAAGGGAUAAAUAAAAGUGAUUUAGAAAGUAUUGUCAAAUUAUAUGAAGCAGUAAGAAUUAGUAAAAGUAUCAAAGAAGAAUUAAAAGAAAUGAAUAACAAAGAAAUAGAAAAAGAAAUAAUAGAAGCAUUAGAAAGAAUUUCAGAAGAAAUGGAAAAAUUUGAAGAAAUGGUAGUAACACUUAUUGACAUUGAAGAAACAAAAAAUCAUGUAUUUAAAAUAAGAGAAGACUUUGAUGAAGGACUUCAAAAAAUAAGAGAAAAUCAUAAAAAAGUAGAAGAACUUUUUGAAAAAUGUUUAGAACAAGCAGCAAAUGAUCUUAAUAUUAAAACAGAUAAAAUUAAAAUAAUUGAACAUAAUAAUAAUUUAAUAUUAAGAGUAUCUAAAAGUAAUGAAAAAGAAGUUAAAAAGAAUAAAAAGUAUACUAUUAUUCAAACACUUAAAGGAGAAUGUAAAUUUACAUUUAAAGAAAUGCAAACACUUAAUGUUAAAAGAGAUAAACUUAAUUUAAAAGAAGAAGAAAUUAAUAAAAAAUUUAUAGAAGAAAUUAAUAAAGUAAUUGAAGGAUAUAAAGAAACAUUUAAAGAAUUAGAAAAUAUUAUUGGAUAUAUUGAUUGUAUUCAAUCAUUUGCUACAAAUGAAAGUGAAAAAGGAAUUAUUAAAAUUAAAAAAGCAAGACAUCCAUUAAUUGAAAAUAAUAGUAUAAAUACAUUUAUUGAAAAUGAUAUUGAUAUUAAUAGAAAAGAAACAAGAUUUCAAAAUAUUACAGGACCAAAUAUGGGAGGAAAAUCAACAUAUUUAAGAAUGAUUGGAUUAUGUGUUAUUAUGGCACAAAUUGGAAUGUUUAUUCCAUGA